AUGGCAGCGAGAUUUAAUAAUCGUCUUUCGUCCGGAAAGUUUGGAAAUAUAGAAGCAAAACAACGAAGAAGUGUAGAAAAACGAAUGAAAGGGAUUCAAACUUGGAAAACGCAACUUAUUUCAAGCCAGGAAAAAGAAAAUGAAACUUCUGAAACAGCGAAAAACAUCGCGAUAACAACUCGUUCAAACACGGUAGGCCGCGUUAGUCUGUACGUUCACAUCUGUUGUGUUGACCUAAAUUUUAAACGAAGUUGUUAAUUCAAUUAUUAAAAAUUAGGCAAAACAACAAAGAAAGGAAAAUCUACCUCAGGGCAGCAGAAUUGUCGACAUAAACAUUCUAAGUCAAGGAUUGGAUUGUUGUAAAUUGUGCAAAAAAGGUAAACAGAGGCAACCAUACAGUAUGUUGUCCAAUUUUCGGACAGUAAAGUGUUUUCACACUAUAUUUUGCGAUUUAAGAUGUUUAGCAGGUUCAAAUUUGUACAGAUGACGACCACUUCCCAUUGCUACAUCGUUAAAGUUCUUUAAUUUUUCUGUAAUAUCGAAAACAAGUAUAAGUAUUAUGAAUAAUGGCCUUUUUUGACCUUUACUCAAAGUGUUCACGUUUGCACAAAACAAGAGCAAAAACGUCGAAAAUAUCGAGCAAGAUUCAGGACAUAUCGGGCAUUCAUCUGAACGUAUUGAUUUUUAUUUUUUUGCUAUUCUUCAUAAAAAAAUUUGAGGAUAAAAAUAUUUCGUCCGAACUGGUCCGAAUAGUGGUUCUGUCCGAAAAUUGGACAACAUACUGUAUAAUAUGAAAUAUUUUGUUGUAUUUAUCUUCUGUACAUAAAAAUAUGCGCUGUUUAUUAUUAAAACUACAUACAGCCUAUUAUGUAAAUACGUAAAUAUCUGAAUAAACUACAUAGUUUCUGGUAAAAUAUGUAAAUAAAGUACAUACAGCUUGUUUAAUAGAAAAUUUGUAAGAAUUUGAAAAAUAAAGUUAUACAUUAUUAUUUUUAAGGGCCACUAUCAUUGAGAGACAUUGAAAAUGAAAAACAGUUUGGUCUUGCCAGCCAACUUAGCAUUCAGUGUAAGCAAUGUGGUCAUGUUAAUGAUGUUGAAACAUCACUGGCUCACAAGUCUGCAGUUACAGGUGCUACUGUCUACAAUAUCAACACAAAAGCAGCUUUGGCUGGUCUUCAUACUGGGAUUGGUGAAACUCACAUGAGGGGAAUUUUAUCAGUUAUGAAUAUUCCAGCAAUGAGUCGGUCUUCAUGGAAAACAAGAGAGCGUGAAGCUGGCAAAGCAGUUGAGUCUGUCGCACAACAAUCUUGCAUUGAAACUAUAGAAAAAGAAAAACAACAAGUAAUUAUUAAUGGCAAAACACCAGAUGAAAAUAAUCUGUUACCAAUUUCGUGUUCAUACGACAUGGGAUGGCAAAAAAGGGGGAAAGGCUUUAACUCCAAUACAGGCCAAUCGGCAGCAAUGGGUGUUCAUACAGGAAAAAUUAUGGACUAUGUCACCAAAACCAAAACAUGCAGAACAUGUCAGCAUGCCAAAAAAAAACAAUGUAGCACCUCGAAAGCAUGAUUGUCGCAAGAAUCACAGUGGUUCGUCAAAAGGAAUGGAACCAACAGCAGCAGUUGAACUAUUUAAUAACAUAACAAAGCACAAUGCCAAGUAUGCAACAUACACAGGGGACGAUGAUUCAACCACUGAGAGUUUUUUACAUGCGCAAGUUCCAUAUGGUAUUGAAAAGUUUAGUGAUAUCAUCCACAUAAAACGAUCUUUGACAUCCAGACUUCACAAUCUUACAAGCAUGAAAAAAUUUCCAAACUGUUCCACUUUGUCAACUAAGGUGAUUGAUUACCUUGUGAAAUGCUUCAUGGUAGCAGUCAACCAAAAUAAAGGUGACCCAAAGUCAAUGCAAACAUCUUUAAAGUGUAUUGUGCCGCAUGCCUUUGGAGAUCAUACCAAAUGCAACGAGUCUUGGUGUCGAUGGAAGCAAGACCCCACACUUUACAAGCAUUCUUAUCUUCCUUAUGGAAAAGAUUUGCAUGGAGAAGAACUAAAAAAUGCUCUGAAUGACAUUUUCUGCCAGUAUCAUUCAGAUACCAUGGUGGAAAAGCUUUCACCUAUUAAUAACUCACAAAGGAACGAGUCAUUUAAUAGUACAGUUGGUUCGAAGACACCCAAAAUCCGCUUUUAUGGUGGUAGCGACAGUAAUGAUUUUCGUGUUGCUAGUGCAGUAGCACAAACAAAUGUAGGCUAUGGCUACAUUUCUAAAACAUUGGAAUCUCUUGGUAUUGAUCCUGGAAGGAGAUGUGAAAGCUACGUUUGUGAAAUGGAGAAAAAAAGAGAAAACGACAGCAUUCGAAAACAGUCGUUGAAGUUCAAGAAGAGGAGGAAUGAAAUUCGAACACAGAGAAUUCAUGGGACCUUAUCGAAUGAAAAGAAGGAAGGUACAACAUAUCAGAAAAACAUUGGUCCAACAUUAUCAAAAGAUUGUGGUGUUAGUUGUGAAAAUGAUGAAGCUUUGCAAACUGAUAUACCAGAUGACAAUCUCGGUGCUUAUGAAAAAUUUGUGCUCCCCUACACACCAACACCCGAGUGUUCUCCUGUAGAGAUUAAUGAAGCAGAUUUAUCCUACAAUAUCAUCCUAUUUGACACUGAGACAAAUAAGAUGGGAAAAGAUGCGGAACUAUGUCAAAUAGCAGCAAUAAACCAAGCAGGUGAUCGAUCCUUUUCAGAGUACAUUUUACCAAACAAGAAUAUAGAAAAACAUGCAUCGAAGGUGAACAAUCUUACUAUACGAACUAUAAACGGUCAACGAGCACUCUUCAAGGAAUCUAAUCCAGUUCAAACGCUUACCUGCGAUGAUGCCUUGACCCUUUUUGUCAGUUUCAUUGAAAAAUCUGCGAAAGAAGUCGAGAAAUCAACAUCAAAGAAUGUCUGUUCUGUUCUUGUAGGUCAUAAUGCCAAGCGAUUCGAUGUUCCUGUGUUACUUCGCAACAGCAACAGCAGCAUAAUAACAAAAUUCCAAUCCUUGUCUAUUUGUUUCGCUGACACCCUUACGUUGUUUGAAUACUUGGUAAAAAAUUCAAUUCUGCAAGACCAGAACGGAGGCCCUUGUGCGUUGAAUCAAUCUGCAGUUUACAUGGCUCUAUUCAAUCAACAUUUCAACGCCCACGACGCUCUAGAGGAUGUCAAAGCUUUACGUCGAAUACUUUUUGCAUCACGGCUAAAUCUUUCCUCCAGGGAUCUGUUAAAUCACUGCAAACCCAUAUCUUUUAACGAAGCUUACGACGACAAUCUUUACCUUUGUAAACGACACAAACUAUCCGAAACAUUUGGAAGUCUUUUAUACGACAACAGUUGUGGGAAAUCAACGAUCAGCAAAUGCAUGGUAGAAAAGAUCGCCGGCAGCGGCUUGAGUUAUGCAAACUUGAAAAACAUCUUCGACAAAUUUGGCAGAAAAGGACUUGUUCGA
This is a messenger RNA of Paramuricea clavata, 3466 nucleotides long. The record is from the annotation of a GenBank genome assembly. NCBI's taxonomy places the organism in Eukaryota, Metazoa, Cnidaria, Anthozoa, Malacalcyonacea, Plexauridae.